CCGACAGAGUCUGCCAGAGUACAACUCGAAGCGCGCUCGAUACGAACAGCAGAGCCAUACCCAACAUCUGCUCGAGACCAGCGCAGGCCCCUCGCGAGACACCAGAACGACUGGCUAGAUCGUACUGCUGUCGAACCGCAGCACGCUGCUCAGUUUCCUAGUCACCUCAUUCCAAAUACUUCGCCUGGGCUUUCACCGCAGUCUCCUUAUUCGGAGUCCUCCAGACCAACUGAUGACGACCUCGAAGCUUUGGUUGCAUCGAGCGAUUCUGAAGAAGAGGCUGUCGAUUCACAGAGAGCCACCAUGCCGCCUCCAAGGCAGACAAAUAGAAAUGUGGUCGAUUUGACUGCAGAGUCUCCGCCUAUGCCCGCAGCCAGCGCGACACGGGAUCGGAAGCGCGCAAGAGAAGCAGAUUCGUCAGCAGAGGGCGGGUCUGAGAAGCGCAGUAGGGUUGCAGUGGAUGACAUUGAAGAGAUUGAUCUGGCCGAGGACGAAAUGACAGCAGAAGAAAAGGUUCUGCAAGCACAACAGAGGGAGGCGAUACAGGCGCAGCGGGCUGGGGAGGAUGGCGGGCCACAUCGCAUCGGCCAAAGGCAAUGUGUGAUUUGCAUGGAGAACUUCACGAACAUUACUGCGACCCACUGCGGUCACUUCUACUGCCACGAAUGCUUGAUCCGCAGUCUAAUGGCUGCAGAGAAGACCAACGAGCGGAAUACCGGCAAUUGUCCCAUAUGCAGAAAAACCGUCUCUCGUGCGAACAGGGCUGCCACAAAGCCGCACAUCAUACCCAUCUCCUUCAUGACAAAGGGCGCUUUCGAGCGCAACAAACGACGACGAAUGACGCAUGAUGAUGAGUCCUAUCGCCAUUCGAGGAGCAGACCUUGAGACCUAUGGCCACUGACCCACUUUUUAUUUCACUUAACGUAGAGCAUGAUACCCAGGAAUUGCAUGAGCAUUUGGCGUCGGAGAGGAAGAUGUAGUCUCGACCACCGGAACGAUUGUACGAUAUUGAAAUGACGAAAAUUGCACACACUAAAGCUUGAUGA
Dissoconium aciculare CBS 342.82 is the source of this 1046-nucleotide messenger RNA. RefSeq lists its product as uncharacterized. Bases 304 to 885 code for a protein of 193 amino acids. The transcript is spliced from 2 exons. NCBI's taxonomy places the organism in Eukaryota, Fungi, Ascomycota, Dothideomycetes, Mycosphaerellales, Dissoconiaceae. The record is from RefSeq and is a predicted model, not a curated record.